AUGAGUGAUUUGAAUAAGCUAGUACAGCAGUUCCAAUUUGAACGAUUGUUGAAAUCAGAUACUCAAUCGAAGACGGUUGCUAUUCUUGGACGUAUCCUUGAUGAGCGCGCCAUCCUCAUUAUUGAAAAAUCUGUGUUCAAUGUUGACUCAAUAAAUUCAAGCAAUGGCAUUUCACAUUUGAUAGACACUGUAUCAACCAUCAAUUCGAAUGAUGUUUACAAUUGGGGUAAGGCGUUACUAAAUCAGGACUUGCAGCAAUUACCAGCAGCCAAAGUCAACUUAAUCUACCCCGCUACCGAAACUCAUAUAAGGAAAUACGACAAUCAAGGGUUACAUUAUGUGAGAGAGACUCCAGAAAUGUAUCAAAAGUAUGUGAUACCAUACAUGGAAAAAAUGAAAGGUGACAGACUCCAGUGGGUUUACAACAUUCUAUUCCACGGCAAGGAGCUGGAGUCAGUCAUCUAUCACGACCAUAGUGAUGAGGGGUUUGUUUUAUUACCAGACAUGAAGUGGGAUAAGGUCAAUUUGGAAAAUUUGUACUUGUGUUGCAUUGUCAACAAGAAAGAUAUAUCAUCAUUGCGAGACUUGAAUGGAUCUCACAUAAAUUGGUUGAAAAGGAUCCAAGACAAAGUUAAGUCUGUUGCAUUUGAAACUUACGAUAUUGCCCAAGAUCAAUUGAAAGUGUUUGUGCACUACCAUCCAAGCUAUUACCAUUUCCAUUUGCACAUUGUCAAUGUUCACCAUCCUGGUUUGGGUGAUGGAAUUGCUAUUGGGAAGGCAGUCUUGUUGGAUGACAUCAUCGAUAAUUUGGUCCUUGCUUAUGAUUACUAUGAGAAAAAGACAAUUGGAUUCGUUUUGGGUGAAAAUCAUGGUUUAUGGCAAAUUGAGGGGUAUAGAAGAGAACACGAGAGUAAAUGA
Messenger RNA from Lodderomyces orthopsilosis Co 90-125, 918 nucleotides. Its product is annotated as 5'-(N(7)-methyl 5'-triphosphoguanosine)-(mRNA) diphosphatase. NCBI's taxonomy places the organism in Eukaryota, Fungi, Ascomycota, Pichiomycetes, Serinales, Debaryomycetaceae. The transcript has a single exon. The record is from RefSeq and is a predicted model, not a curated record. Gene Ontology annotation, biological process: deadenylation-dependent decapping of nuclear-transcribed mRNA. Gene Ontology annotation, molecular function: RNA 7-methylguanosine cap binding; hydrolase activity. Bases 1 to 918 code for a protein of 305 amino acids. Gene Ontology annotation, cellular component: nucleus; P-body.